Messenger RNA from Coffea eugenioides, 1793 nucleotides. Its product is annotated as dual specificity protein phosphatase 12-like. The record is from RefSeq and is a predicted model, not a curated record. Bases 249 to 1349 code for a protein of 366 amino acids. Gene Ontology annotation, molecular function: protein tyrosine/serine/threonine phosphatase activity. The transcript has 9 exons. Gene Ontology annotation, biological process: protein dephosphorylation. NCBI's taxonomy places the organism in Eukaryota, Viridiplantae, Streptophyta, Magnoliopsida, Gentianales, Rubiaceae.
UCCCUAAGGACAGACACGGGAUUUAGUAGUGAUACCAAGAACUUUUUGCUUUACCCUUCGCUGGUAAUCUGACUUCACUCGCCGGAAUAUACUUCCACCGGUUUAGAAAACAGUUGAGAAAAGAAAGGAAAACAAAAUUCUGGGUGAAGGGUUGUUACCAGAUCAAGCAAAUGAGAGUGCAUCAUUUCCCGAAUCAUAAUGGCACAUAAGAUUUGAGUUUCUAGAAGCAGCAAUAUCAUUUGUGUGAUAUGCCAUACCUGGUGCGGGAGAAUCUGUUUAUUGGCAAUAUUGGGGAUGCUGCAGAUGUUCUCCAGCAUGAUAUUGGUGAAAUUACACAUAUAUUAUCAGUUCUCAGCUCCGCAUCAAUUUCAUUUUUCUCAGAAUGGCGAAGGGAGAUCCUGAUCCCUACAGAAGAGAUUCGUAAGGUGUAUGUUGGGGGUUCAGGAACAGAGGAUGAUUCAGGUGAUGGGUCCAAGAGUUCUCUGGCACCAGAAAAGGUGCUGUAUUCCUUAGAGAAAGCAGGGAAGGAUUUGAAGUUUGUAAGGAUGGCUGUACCAUUCAAAGAUACAGAGAGUGAGGAUCUAUUGGAUUACUUGGAUGUUUGUUUAGAUUUUAUUGACCGAAGUAGAAAAGAAGGGUCUGUAUUGGUUCACUGCUUUGCUGGUGUAUCAAGAAGUGCAGCUAUUAUUACUGCAUAUCUGAUGAGGACUGAACAGCUAUCCCAAGAAGAUGCGCUUGAAUCGCUAAGGCAAAGCUGCGAAUUUGUUUGUCCAAAUGAUGGCUUCCUGGAUCAGCUCAAAAUGUUUGAAGAAAUGGGUUUCAGAGUUGAUUACGCUAGCCCCAUAUACAAGCGUUUCCGCUUGAAAGUACUAGGAAUUGUGAUAGGUGAUUCUUACAACCGUGGAGAAAGAAUAGACAGUUCAAAAUUUGGGACCGAUCCUGAUUUAUCAGCAGCAAAAAUCUCUUCUGAGGUUGAAACUAAAGCUAAAAUAGAUGCAAUUCGUUCUCCCUUAUACCGCUGUAAGAAAUGUCGCAGAGUUGUUGCCCUGCAAGAGAAUGUUGUCAAUCAUCUUCCAGGAGAGGGUGAAACAUCCUUUGAGUGGAACAAGAGGAGAAGUGGCAACCCUUUCAACAAGCCUGAAGAUAAUGAGUGUUCAUCUAUCUUUGUUGAGCCUCUAGGCUGGAUGACAAUAGUUGAAGGAGGUGCACUUGAGGGCAAGCUGUUAUGUGCCAAAUGCGAGGCACGCCUAGGUUACUUCAAUUGGUCGGGUAUCCAGUGCAGUUGUGGGAGCUGGAUUACACCAGCCUUCCAAAUUCAUAAAAGUCGAGUGGACAUAAGCUCUGUCUAGUUUUUCUCCGGGAAGAAGACAAUGGGCAUUUAUAGGUUGUCACAUGCUUGAUGUAUUUCGAAUGAUACUUACGAUAAGGUAUUUUGAGAUAGUUCUAGUGAAAGAGGUAUACAUUCCUUCAGGAAGUACAUGCAGAACAGUUAUUGCAAACUUUAAACCUCUUGGUGAGUUUAAGAAGACUUUUGUAACUCCACCUAGAGGACCAGUCUUGAGUUGCUUGAUCAUGUAAUGUUAAGAAUAACAUGACAGAUGAUUGUGGCCUUGCAGCCUUUGCUUGUGUACCAGGGUUGCUGUGAUGGUUGUCUGUGUAGGAUGAGUGAGUCCUUGAACAGUUUUGUCCAAUUAUUGUAAGUUGAAGAACUACAAAAUGGCUGAAAAUCAGUCCAGCAUAAAGUUUUUUCCAGCAGCAUAAAUGGUCAUUCUAUUGCUCAGGCUUGAUAAAUA